CACAGCCCAGGGCGGGGGUCCCUCCCGUCCUCCCGCUGGUGGAGGCGGAUCGCCCCCCCCCAGCCCCAGCUCUGCAGGGCGGGGGGUGCGGGGUGAGAACCCCCCCGCCCCCGCCACGGGGUGAUACCGGGCGGGGGAUCAUUACCGGGUAGCUGGUUAUUACCGGGCGGGAGAGCUCCCGUCCGUGGGGCCGGACAGGCGCGUCCCCCCCCCAUGCGGGCAGGAGCCGGCGCUGGGCCAUGAGCAACGCCACGGCCCCCACGGCCCCGGGCGCGGCGGGGGACUCGCUGGUGGGCUCCGUGCUGGGGCCCUUCCUCCUCCUCACCCUCCUCGGCGCCCUCCUGGCCGCGGUGAUGUACGUCAAGAAGAAGCGCAGGUCCGACCGGCUGCGGCACCGGCUGCUGCCCAUGUACAGCUACGACCCGGCUGAGGAGCCGCCCGAGUCGGAGCAGGAGCUGCUGGUGGAGGCUGAGGAGGCUCAGGUGGUGCCCAGCUGGGGGGGUUCCUCACCCCCUUGGCCCCCGCGCAGGGACUGGAGGGCCUGACUCUGCCUGGAGCUCCAGGACAGGAUCCUGGCCGUGUGAGGGAAGAGAGGACAGGGGCAGCACUGGUUCCAUCAGCCAGAACGGGCAGGACGUGCCCACGGUGGUGCCACCACUGGGAUGGGACAUCUCCUACCUCAGUGCCUGGUUUUGCCUUUUUCUUUUUAUUUUUUUGUUUUGCUUGAACUGCUCCAGCAGCCCCUUGGAAAGCCCAGGAGGGUCCACUGGGGCUGGCAGGGAGCAGCAGGCUCUGCUGGCACGGGAUGCCUGGGGGAAGAUGGGGUAAAUAAAUGUGUCUCUGCCUUGGCCCCGAGGCUCCGAGUGGGGCUGGGGGUUCCCGGCCUUGGGUGGGAGUUUGGGGGGGCAGCAGGGCUUUGUCUGUUUGUGUUUCCAUCGGCAGCUCAUCCCCGUGGAUGGCUGGAUGUCCCUGUGGAGGAGAUGCCCCGGGAGGAGCCAGCCCUGCCCCACCCAGCCGGGGCCCGGGACAGAGGGGGGUCACAAACAUCCAUAAAAUGUUUUAUUCAAGUAACUGCAAAUAGGAACCCAAAAGGUCGUUAACAGUGAACCAAAAAAAAACCCAAACCAAACCCCGAUUCUCUCCCGCCGGGGCCGCCCGGCACCGACCUCCGGUCCCGCUGCAGCCGUCGUGCCGGGGCAGAGGGGCAGGGGAGCAUCCCGUAGUCCCCCCACACCUCUGCCCUGCCAGCCUCGAUCCCUUGAAGCAGCAGAGCAAACUAGACCUCAAAAUAACAAUUAAAAAAAAAAAAAAAAAAGAAAAA
Vidua macroura (Pin-tailed whydah) is the source of this 1321-nucleotide messenger RNA. RefSeq names its product small integral membrane protein 29 (gene SMIM29). NCBI's taxonomy places the organism in Eukaryota, Metazoa, Chordata, Aves, Passeriformes, Viduidae. The transcript has 5 exons. The coding region runs from base 240 to 545 and encodes 101 amino acids. The record is from RefSeq and is a predicted model, not a curated record.